Centropristis striata (black sea bass) is the source of this 3979-nucleotide messenger RNA. It is a transcript of the gene rb1, whose product is annotated as retinoblastoma 1. Lineage: Eukaryota; Metazoa; Chordata; Actinopteri; Perciformes; Serranidae. Gene Ontology annotation, biological process: cell differentiation; cell morphogenesis involved in neuron differentiation; regulation of transcription by RNA polymerase II. The record is from RefSeq and is a predicted model, not a curated record. Gene Ontology annotation, molecular function: RNA polymerase II transcription regulatory region sequence-specific DNA binding. Gene Ontology annotation, cellular component: chromatin; nucleus; Rb-E2F complex. Bases 309 to 3044 code for a protein of 911 amino acids. The transcript has 27 exons.
ACCGGUCGUUUAAUGUAAAUGUCGACGGAGUUGGGUUUAAACGGACACUAACGGCCACAAGAAGGCAGUUAGUCGGUUUGUACACGCGGGGUUUUGAAAACGCACCGCGAGGGCUUCCCGCCGCGCACUCCAGUGAUACAAAACGAACGCUCACUUCACAACGCUUUCAGGAAGUCAGUCAGGUUUUGUUGUAUUGUUGCCACGGAACUUGUGCAGUGGGCUUUAAACUUAGUAAUCAACUACCUUCGGGACAUAGCUCUAUUUUUAAUUAUUAGUUAUAUUUGCCUGUUAGGUAAGCGGAUACCAAGAUGCCACCUAAAAAGCGCCACUCUGGGACGACACAGAGCAAAGAGCUGAAGAGUGCUGAAAGUGUGUCUCCAGACAAGAAGGAGAGUCCAGAGUUAUCUGUGAAAAAACACAGAGACAAGGAUGCCGAGUAUGUCACCUUGUGUAAGAGCCUUCAUGUGACGGACCUGGUGUGUGAUCGUGGCUGGACGCUGUGGAAAACCGUUCAAGAGUCCAUGGAUGAAAUCUCUGACAGUCAGAAAAGGGUGUGGGGGGCUUGUCUGUUUGUGUCGGGGACUGACCUGGACCUGGCCUGUUUCACCUUGACUCAGGUUCUGAAAGCCGUCAAUCUGAAUGUAAAGCAGUUUGUGGCUCUUGUGAGGAAGUUGGACGUGAACCUGGACACCAUCAGCACCAAGGUGAACUCAGCACUGACACGACUGGAGAAGAAGUACGACGUGACGCUGGCUCUCUACCAGCGCUUUGAGAAAACAUGCAAGAAAAUCUUUGCUUUGGUUUCUGAUGGCCAGGGGAGGGAGACCAUUCGGAGCUGCUGGACCAUGUUUCUUCUGGCUAAAGGAAGAGCCCUGCAGAUGGACGAUGACCUGGUGAUAUCAUUCCAGUUGCUGCUUUGUACGCUGGAGUUGUUCAUCAAGCGCUGCCCUCCAGAACUUCUGCAGCCACUUUACAAAUCCGCUAUCAGCAAAGUUCAGAGCCCUCCGACACGAACAUCUCGCCGUAACCAGAGCAAAGCCAAAUCCCGGCCUCCGGAGCCGGAGGUGGAUUUGCAGCUUCUUAAAACUUUGUGCAAAGAGAAUGAAUGCAACGCAGAAGAGGUGAAGAAUGUAUACCAGACCAGUUUCUCCACUUUCCUGGACUCACUGGAUUUUUCAAAAUCUCCAGAUCUUCCUCAGGCCAAUGAACUCAAUCAACAAUACGAAGAGCACUACCUCAAGAGCAGAGAUAUUGACGGACGGCUGUUUUUCGACGGAGAUGAGACGGUUCUCGUGCCUAAAGUCGAGAUAUCACAAGUGGAGAGAACACCAAAGAAAAAUCUGCCAGAUGAUGAUGCUGUUCUCAUCCCUCCACAGACUCCAAUCAGAGCCGCCAUGACAUCCAUCCAGCAGCUGAGGGGGGAUCUCACCUCCAGUGGGGAUCAGCCGUCCACUAACCUGGCUACAUAUUUCAAAAAUUGCACCGUGGACCCGACGCAGGACGUGCUGAAGCGUCUGGAGACGCUGGGACAGGCGUUCAGCCAGAGGUUCGGUCAGGCGGUCGGUCCAGGCUGCGUCAUCCUCGGCUGGCAGAGGUUUAAACUCGGUGUCAGACUGUAUUACAAAGUCAUGGAGGCAAUGCUGAAAUCGGAAGAGAAGCGGCUGUCUGUACAAAAUUUCAGUAAACUCCUCAAUGACUCCACAUUCCACACAUCACUGCUGGCCUGCUCGUUGGAGGUUGUGAUGGCAACAUAUGGAGAAAGCAGUUUCAAGAGCGGAGGGUACAACCAUGGUGGUGGUGGUGGUGACCCAGUUGAAAGAGAUGUGUGUUUCCCCUGGAUACUGGAUGUGGUUAACCUCUCCGCCUUCGACUUCUACAAAGUCAUCGAGAGCUUCAUCAAGGCCGAGCCCACUCUGAGCAAAGAUAUCGUCAAACACCUGGAGACCUGCGAGAACCUCAUCAUGGAGAGGAUUGCAUGGAGGACGGGCUCACCACUGUUUGACCUGCUGAAACAGGAGCAUGAGGGCGGAGCAGCAGAGCAGGUGGAGACCCCGGCUAGUUUCAGCCAACCGCUGCAGCACAACCACACCGCCGCUGACCUAUACUUGUCCCCGAUGCGUCCGGGCCAUCGUGUCCUGCAUCCUGAGUCCCCGGCCACGCCCAGCUCUCAAGCGUCCUCUCAGCCCGCCGGACAGACCCCACGACUCCCCAAGUCCAACUCACUCAGCCUGUUCUAUAAGAAAUUGUACCGUCUGGCCUACACCAGGCUGAAGAUCCUCUGCUCCUACCUGCUGUCCUCUCACCCGGAGCUGGAGCCGAUCAUAUGGACCCUGUUCCAGCACACUCUGCAGCACGAACACGAGCUGAUGAGAGACCGCCACCUGGACCAGUUGAUGAUGUCAGCCAUGUAUGCCAUAUGUAAAGUGAAGAGUGUUGAUCUGCGCUUCAAGACCAUAGUCACAGCCUACAAGAACAUGCCCAACACCAACCAGGAGACCUUUAAGCACGUUUUGAUCACCGAGGGCCACUAUGACUCCAUCAUCGUCUUCUACAACCAAGUGUUCAUGCAGAAGCUGAAAACCAACAUCCUGCAGUAUGCCUCUACCAGGCCACCCACUCUCUCCCCGAUCCCACAAAUACCACGCAGCCCCUACAAGUUCCCCAACUCACCUCUACGUGUGCCCGGGAGCAACAACGUGUACAUCUCUCCUCUGAAAAGUCCACGCAUGUCCCCGGGGAUCAUGACUCCUCGCUCCAGAAUGCUGGUAUCAAUCGGAGAAUCUUUCGGGCUGUCCAAUCGGUUCCAGAAGAUCAACCAGAUGGUGAACAGCGGCGAUCGCUCCUUUAAGAGGACUCUGGAUCUGGGCUCCACUCCGAAGCCUCUGAAGAGGUUGAGGUUCGACAUGGACGGGAUAGACGAGGCUGACGGCAGCAAAUCCGGAGGAGAUUCUACACUGAUACAGAAGCUUGCAGAGAUGAGCUCCACUCGCAGCCGCAUGCAGGAGCAGAAGAUGAAGGAGGACGCAGAAUCGAGGAAGGAGUAACUCUAAAACCUGCUGAACUGACCUGCACUGUUUAUCACAACGUGAACACUAACUUGUUGUUCACACACAAAGUGAAACACAAGUUUCUCUGUACAUUUAGUGUUGGAUUUUAGUUUGUAUUUAACUUUGGAGGAAUAUGUGAAUAUUGAGGACUUUCUCCUCUUUUUUUUUUUGUUGAUGCUUUAACUGAUGAGAGUUUUAACUGAAUAAUGAUUGAUGUCAUUGAAUUUAAUUUGAAUUUUGGACUUGGAGAUUAAGUAUGUUUGGUUUUAAGAGUGUUGUUAAUUUGUGGGUGUUAUUAGAAAUCAGUGUUUUCUCUCAUGGAUGUUCAAGAGUGUUUGUUUAGAUGCAUUUCUGGUUUUCUUGGUAAACAAUUUCAUGUUUUAAUAAUGCAACUUUUCGGGUGUUAAAUAAUGAUGCAAAAAUAAUUAAAUGUCAGCUCCAGAGGGAAGUUUUACUUUUAAAGCAAUAUUUUUUACCUGAGCUUGUCUUUCUCAGAACAUCUUGGAAAAGUUAUGUUAGUGCCAUAAAGAGAACUAUAAAACAAAAGGAAAUAUUAAGGAAAAUUAUAUUGUGUAUAUAAUUUCAACCAAAUUAUUUUCAACCAAAAUUCAUGUACUUUUAUAGGAUUUGGUUGAAGGGUAAUGUUUCUCUUUGUUUCUAGUUUUUUGUAGUAUACAUUAUACACCACAUACAAACACCUCCUCAUGUGUUUCAUCUACAUUUUCUACAUUUAGGUUAAUUAAUGUUAAGUUUUAGAACAAGGAGGGCUCUUCACACCACAUAGAGCAUUAAUAUGUGGACUUCAGACUCCAGAAAGUUAAAUAUUGCUAUGGACAUGUCAAUUACAAGAGUUUUUAAAUUAAAAUGUGUUUAUAUUGUACUUAACUGAAGUAGUCCCUUGAAAAUGUAGUAAAUACUUCUUUUGAAAAUAU